GGUCCAACUAACUACAAAAGUUGGGUCAAAGGUGAAUUGUACAACAUUACAAAGAAUUAUGAUAUUUAUUACCAACCAAAUUUUGUUAUAAAUAAAAAAACUACAAUUCCAUGGUGUAGUGAACGUUUUGAUAUUUUUGAGUUUAGUAAAGCGGCAUGUUUAUUACAAAUAUAUUUAAGCGGAUCAGGAUUAUAUGUUCUUCCUGACACAUAUUUGAUUUUUUAUCAAUAUAAUAAAGCUUCAUAUUUAUUACAACAAGACGAAAAAACAUUCGAGAAAAUGAUAAAAAACAGAAUGUAUUUUAAUUUUUAUCGUGAAACUUGCAUUAAUUAUGCACGUGCAAUAGAUUCUUUAGGUCAAUGGAAUUCACUUAAAGCGAAAAAUAUUAGAAAACAUUAUAAAUAUUUUUGA
Molecule: messenger RNA, 411 nt
Organism: Entrophospora sp. SA101
Lineage: Eukaryota; Fungi; Glomeromycota; Glomeromycetes; Entrophosporales; Entrophosporaceae
Source: the annotation of a GenBank genome assembly